Messenger RNA from Nycticebus coucang (slow loris), 1952 nucleotides. It is a transcript of the gene WDR4, whose product is annotated as WD repeat domain 4. The transcript is spliced from 10 exons. Gene Ontology annotation, cellular component: tRNA methyltransferase complex; cytosol; nucleus. The record is from RefSeq and is a predicted model, not a curated record. Gene Ontology annotation, biological process: RNA (guanine-N7)-methylation. Gene Ontology annotation, molecular function: protein binding; tRNA (guanine(46)-N7)-methyltransferase activity. NCBI's taxonomy places the organism in Eukaryota, Metazoa, Chordata, Mammalia, Primates, Lorisidae. Bases 50 to 1285 code for a protein of 411 amino acids.
AAGGGGCGCCGGGUGGGUACACGUGCGAGGUGGCGCUGCUGGUGAGCCUAUGGCGAGUUCCGCGGGGCUGGCAUUGUGCGGGCAGACAUUGGUGGUGCGGGGUGGUAGCCGAUUCCUGGCCACUUCCACUGCGAGCAGUGAUGAUAACAGCUUCUUUAUCUACGACUGCAAUAAUGAAGAGAAGACGUCACAAGAAGAUAAAGGGGAGGAUGGGCCGCCCUUCGCCCCCGAGAGCGGUGCAAUUCUGGCAUCCACCUUCUCCAAGUCUGGCAGCUAUUUUGCUUUAACUGAUGACAGUAAGCGUCUGAUUCUUUUCCGUACAAAACCAUGGCAAUGUCUGAGUGUCAGGACUGUGGUGAGGAGGUGUACGGCUCUGACCUUCACCGCCUCCGAGGAGAAAGUCUUGGUGGCCGACAAGUCUGGAGACGUCUACUCCUUUUCAGUGUUGGAGCCACGUGGAGAUGGCCAUCUUGAACUUGGACACCUGUCUAUGCUGUUAGAUGUGGCUGUGAGUCCUGAUGACAGCUUUGUCCUCACUGCCGACCGGGACGAGAAGAUCCGGGUGAGCUGGGCGGCUGCACCACACAGCAUUGAGUCUUUCUGCCUCGGACACACGGAGUUUGUGAGCCGCAUCUUUGUGUUACCCGGUUAUCCUGAGCUGCUCCUGUCCUCCUCCGGGGAUGGCACUCUGAGGCUCUGGGAGUACAAAACCGGCCACCAGCUGUGUUGCUGUCACCUGGCCAGACUGCAGGAGCCGGCGGAGCCUCAGGACCACAAGAGGUUUGCUGCGUCCAGGAUUGCCUUCUGGUGCCGGGAAGGCUGCGUUGCGCUUCUGUGUGACAGCGUCCCUGUGGUCUACUUCUUCCAGCUUGAUGCCCUCAGACAGCAGUUGGUGUACACACAGCAACUGUCCUUCCAGCACCGGGUGUGGGAUGUGGCUUUUGAGGAGACGCAAGGCCUGUGGGUUCUGCAAGACAGUCGGGAAGCCCCACUUGUGCUCUGCAGGCCUGUGGACGGCCAGUGGCAGUCGGUUCCCGAAAGUGCCGUGCUGAAGAAAGUCUCUGAUGUUCUCCGUGAGGACUGGGCCAUGCUGGAAGGCUGUGCCAGAGCAGGGGCCAGCUUCAGCAGUCUCUACAAGGCCACCUUUGACAACAUGGCCUCCUACCUGCAGAAGAAAGAGGAGCGACAGCAGCAGCAGCGGGAGAAGCGGCGGCAGAGCCCCCUGCCAGGGCCCAGUGGGCAGGCCAAGAGGGCAAGGCCGGGGCGGGCAGCCUGGACUUGCUGAGUUUCACGCUUGGUGGUGGUGCUCCCAACCUUGGCACAGCCAGGGCAGUUUUCACUUGUUUCCCCUCACCCUGGCAUCUCCAUUCAAGAAGAAAAAGCUGGGCUCGGCGCCCGUGGCACAGUGGAUAUGGCACCAGCCACAUGCACUGAGCUGGCCCAGUCCAGGCCGGCUAAGCAACAGUGACAACUGCAACAGAAAAAUAGCUGAGCGUUGUGGCGGGCACCUGUAGUCCCAGCUACUUGGGAGGCUGAGGCAAGAGAAUUGCUUAAGCCCAAGAGUUGGAGGUUGCUGUGAGCUGUGACUCUACAGCACUCUACCCAGGGCAACAUAGUGAGACUCAAACAAAAAGAAAAAGAAAGAAAAAGUUGGUGGUUGGUGGUAGUUCAAUUCUGACCAGCAGAAUCGGGGGACUGGGUGGUCCCUUGAGCUCUAGAACAUUCUGUCUUGCUGGGCACAGGCUCCUGUUUGUGUCUGUGCCCCUUUGGUGCGAGUGAGCUGCACAGGAUGUGCCGGAAGUGCCUUGGAGCCCUUGAUCUUCUUUUUUUUUGUAGUUUUUGGCCAGGGCUGGGUUUGAACCUGCCACCUCUGGCAUAUGGGGCCGGCGUCUUACCCCUCUGAGCCACAGGCGCCGCCCUUGAUCUUCAUAGUGGAGGCCAUGUGGAACCUG